AAGCGCAAUGUCAUGAUAGCGUAUUGUAUUUCCAAUGACACACCAACACUAACUAUAUAUAUCAUUACAACUUGCUCACACCAGAACGACUGGCCAUCGCGGAGGAUUUCACGUUCUCUGUGGUCUAUGGAUAUAACAUAUUUUGGGUGCAUUUUAAAACACUUCACAGCCGGUGUGCAGGCAGCUGUGAAUAGUUUCUGCGUGAUUUGAUACCACCCGCUGCUUGCAAUAGCAGACGACAGUGCACAAUGCACAUAGCAAAUGUAAACUUUAAAAGCAGAGGACAACGUUUGUAAAGGACGGCAAUAUACAGCGUUAACAACAGAACACAUUGGCCAGAAAUAGUGAGCAGAAUCAGUUAAAUAGGUGCCGAGUGGGUUCUGAAGAAGAGGAACCUGGAACAGACGACAGUUCAGAGCAGACCGCAGGUCAGAACAGACGACAACUUUUGGAUGAGGCAGCAGUCCGUGUCAGUUCAAGAAUUAGUUCAAUAGUCCUGUGACAAUGAAGCCAACCCUAGUAAGGAUGCGAAGUGUGACAACUGACUAUGUGAAUGAUAUAGAGGAUAUGUCCGAACUUCUCGAGACAGCAGAAAACCUGAAUGUGUCUCUUGAAGGCUGCACAUCUCCUGAAGACAUGAAGGUGCGCAUAAUAAAUGGGAUGAAGACAAAAAGUAAACGCGACACACACAGUCUUUGGCGUGAUGAAAGACUGGAUAAAAUGAAAGCCGAAAAUGAGCAGAAACGAGAAGCUCUGGUGAAGAUCAUCAAUUGUGUCUCCAACAGCCUGUGUCAUAGUUUGACCCAUUUGAACAAUAUCUUCAGACAAGAAGGAUCAGAUACGGACCUGUCACAAGACUUCCUCAAACGCACGCGUGAACUACGGAGUGGAGUCUGCAAUGUUCUAAUUGCUGGACAAACCAACGCAGGGAAGAGCACUCUCCUGAACCUCAUCUUGGGGAUGGACAUCCUGCCGAAGAGCAUCUUGAGCUGUACAUCCAGCAUCUGCAAACUGAGGUACUCCAACACCUACCAGGUGAUAGUCGUCCACGGUGAUGGCAGGCAAGAACAGAGGACCUUUGAGAACCACAAAGCCACCAGAGCGUUCCUGGAUGGGACCGUUGCCCUUCAGCAAGAGGAGGCAAGGGAAGCUGGGUCAUCUUUCCAGGAAGUCGUGGUCCUUCUUCCAGCUGAUAUUCUCAAGUGCGGCGUUACGAUUAUUGACAGUCCUGGGUUUGGGGAGAACGAGGCCAUGGAUACGGUUGUCAGAAACUUCGUCUCCAACAAUCACGUAGCAGCUUUCAUCUAUAUCAUCAAAACAGACAGCAGUGGUGGAGUACAGGAGGACAGGUUAAUACGGUUCCUUAAAAGCAUCCUCAACAUCAAAAACGACCACCAGGACGAGAGUCACUACUUUAAUCCGAAAGCAGCUGUGUUCGUUUGCAACCGCUGGGACCUAAUCGACGACAAAGAUAAAGCCAAAGUCAAGGAAAACGCUCUUCACAAGCUGCGAGGCGUGUGGCCAAAACUCGAAGACAAGCAAGUUUGUUUCUCUUCGUCAAAGUCUUCUGACAGUGACCAAUUGAACACGCUGCUACAAUGUCUGGAUGGGGUGUUUCAGUUGGCCAAAGAGGUUGACAUCACAAACUCGUAUUGCUGGUUGAAACAUAUCGUGAAGGAAUGUACAUUCUACUUGAGGGCAAUCGUCACACAAACUAACCAAACAGAUAGAGGCCUGAGGAGGACUUUGAGUCAAGCCACUGAAAAACUGGGCAGUCUUCAAUCUGAUGCCGACAGCAUGGUUACAAGCUUGAAAGAAGAACUCAAGAGAGACCCUCCGAUAUUUUCCCGUAGGCUCAGGAAUUACCUUACGACAAAAAAGAUGAAGAGGCUACUGAACGCCUCACAGUGGGAUGUGGAGGACCUUCCCGGCCUUUAUCGUUCCACAGAAGAGGCUUCUGAUAUGAAGAUACAAAGGGAGAGAGAUGCAAUCAUCAUUCAGAGGAUUAUUGACAUCCUGGAUGAAUCUGAUUUAACCCAGGAAUUUGUGUCAGACUUUGUGGAAAGGAUGAGGUCAAAAUUAUUUGAAAGGAUGAGUGAUCUUGGAGAGAAAAUGGCGAGCAUCACCAACGAUCUUAAAGACUCAACACAGUCAAAUGCUUCUGAUAGUUCUUAUGACUUUUGUAUUGAGGAUACGAACACAGAGGCGUUCAGAAGACUUCUCACAAGAGGCCUCAGCAGUUCGUUUACUGAGAGAGUAAGAACAUUUGUUGAAACGGAACCAUCGAGUGCGGUGCCCCUUGUUGAUCUGUCCAAAGCCAUUGUCAGAACAGCUGUUGAUGCAAUAGAUAACAUUGAUCGUUUGGUACACAGAUCAAAAAGAAAUUCAAGACGAAUACCACAUUCAAAUGACCCCAUGGAAUGGAUGUCCAACAGGGCAAUAAAGAUUGCAGAAAAUAUCGCAAACAAUGAGGCAAUUACAUUGAAGCUCAUAUCAAGGUACACGGGAAGGAUUGUAAAUGAAAUAGAGAGGGUCGCUCUCCAUGUACCAAAGUUUGUGAAAAACAUUGAAGCACUCAUUGUGGAGAUCACGGACCUUGGUUCAAGAGCUCAGCUCAAGAGGAUCGACCUCCAGAAGACAAUGGAGGGCCUGGAGCUACAGAAGGAUCACGUGAGGGGAUUUGGCUACAUGUACAUAAAAGAAAUUAUGCCAGAUGACAUUAUGAUGCAAUUUGAUGACCCUAGAAUCCGCAAUUCUUCUGUGGUAAAACUUGACUUAGGUCACAGACAAGGUCAAGGUGAAAAGCCCAUGUUCGUGUCACAGGUGCUUUGGUCACGAUUUCAAAUGGGCACUCUAUCUAUAGAUGAUACUUCCGAGGCCAUCACCACCAAGUACUAUAUCCAUCAACCAGCAGAUGAUGUCCUCUUCAGAGAGAUCGCAAAGCUCAGAUGCCUUGACAACAAUUCAUCCAUCGCCACCUUCAUUGGAAUGACUCGUGUUGAGUCUCUGGCAGCCUUCAUCUUUCUGGACAAACUGUAUUCAGCAAGAGACUACCUCACGAGGCCAAUCACAGACCAGAUGUGCCCCUACAAACUGAAGAAAGCUGUUCCCGUGCUUCUGAAGGGCAUUGUCGAGGGACUUGAGAAUAUUCAUGCGAACCAACUGGUGCACAUGGAGCUCAGCGCAGACACAGUCAUGGUGAAUUCCUCUGGAGAAGUUAAACUAAGUAACAUGUGCCUACCACGUCGAGCCAAGUUCCCGGAGGAUCGUGACGUCAUAGAGGCCGGGGAUUUCACCUGUCUGAGCCCGGAGGUCCUCAGAGGAGACGUAUACACCAAGGAGGCAGAUGUUUACAGCUUGGGCCUGUUAAUUUCUGAAAUCAUGCAACCAAGUAGGCCAUACAAUACUCAGCGAACAAUGUCAUUGGCAGUAUUCAUUGAGCUUGUAAAUCCAAUCACCAUGCUGCCGUUGCCAAAUCGAGAUACGUCAAAGGCUCUCUUUGAGCUUUUGUACGGAUGCGUGUGUGUUGUUGCCGAUGAAAGAUUCUCAGUGGCUGAAGUAGGCCUCUACAUCAAGGAUCUGGAAGAUGAAAGGGCUUUCGAGUCGUUGGAUUCAGUGAGACGUAUGGCAGAUAGGCGAUCGAGUGCAUUGUGGGCAACACCUGAAGCCUUUGAGCGUCGCUCAUUAGGUAGAUCUCAACUUCCCUAGAAUAGAAACUGUUUUGAGACUUGAGCUAUAUGAGCAAUAAUUAUGGCAUGCACUGAUUGGGACUGGCAUGGAUUAUGCAUUUGAACAAUUGAACUCUCAGGACUGUGAUGUAUGGUGAAUAUAUUGAACCGAACCAUUGUGACCAUGAUGUCUUGCAAGGAUGUUUUAUCCUGACGACAAAGUAUCUGUGUUAUCGACGGUAUAUAUAACGGUAUGAAAGUUAAUUGUUCCUUUACGAUUCUGUGGAUAUGUAAUGCAUGAAUCUAAAGACGGUUUGUUGUACUGUGGUGAAGGAUACGUCCUCUAUUCAUACGUGCAAUAGUUACAAACGAGAAGUGGAAAAUGGCGGUCGGCUAGCCUAGUGGUUAAAGCGUUCGCUCGUCACGCCGAAGACCCGGGUUCGAAUCCCGACAUGGGUACAAUGUGUGAAGCCCAUUUCUGGUGUCCCCCGCCGUGUUAUGGCUGGAAUAUUGCUAAAAGCGGCGUAAAACCAUACUCACUCACUGUAUGUAUUUAUGUGCCUACGCAAGUGACUGGCAACAAACACAACCAGUGUUUGUUCACAUUACUGAGAAACUAUGGGCCUUUAGUACAUCUUAUACAGUAAUGGAUGUAUGGAACAUUAUAAAAAUAACAAAUCUGGAAUUUCAUAUGCUUGCAAUAUGUACACUGACUUUUUUUUCCUUGUUACUACAUUGUUAUUUUACAAAAACAAAUCAAAGUUUUUCAUACAAGGAUAACGGAUAUACUUUAUAUCAACAAAAUGUACAACUUCAGCAAUAUGUGUCAUGUGUUGCUAAACAUUAUACAGAUAUGUAAAUAUUGUACUAAGUGUAUUGUAUCUGGCAAAGUCAUGUGAUACAGUGCCUGGACAAUCUGUCACACGGAACUAAAUAUUGUACAUAUAAGGUUUAUCAAGUCUUACAGUCAUGUGAUACACGGAGAAACUAUAGAUGGAUGUACAUAACUUGCAGACCUGUCGUGCUGCUGGUACGAGGAUGGGUGAGGCAGGAACUCAACCCUAAUUCUCUGUGUAUGGUUGUGUGUCGUCCACAGACACAUGAGAUACAGAACAGAUACUAAAUUAUUGAAAUACUGUAAAUGAUGACUAGCUGGAGAUGCAGCAUGCAGCAGCUGCUACUGUUUUUGACAUGUAGAAUAUAUGUAUGACAGAUCUCAUGAGGAAUACAAUAAAUUAUUAUGCAGAA
Molecule: messenger RNA, 4916 nt
Organism: Haliotis rufescens (red abalone)
Lineage: Eukaryota; Metazoa; Mollusca; Gastropoda; Lepetellida; Haliotidae
Exons: 9
Coding region: 505-3708 (1067 amino acids)
Biological process (GO): protein phosphorylation
Molecular function (GO): ATP binding; protein kinase activity
Source: RefSeq, a predicted model, not a curated record